ACGGCAAUUAUCUUGCGACUCGUGACUGUCGAAUGCUGAACACAGUCUGGAUCUGGAAUACUGCUACGCUCGCAGCACAUUCAGUAUUACUCCAACAUAGCAACAUUCGCAAAUUGACAUGGCACCCAACUCGAGCAGAAACCCUGCUUGUAGACUGCGGAGAAGGCAUUGCGCACAUUUUCGACGUCACAUCAUCAGAACCUCCAGUGGCCCAUCAUACUAGUGCCGCCGCGAGCGCGCGACUGAGCUGGAUCCUCACAGCUUCCAAUGACCGGCCAAUCAUAAUGGUCACACAAAAGUCUCAGUUCCGGCUACUUUAUCCAGAUGGUCAAGAUGAGGACCAAGGUACUCCACAGUUGCACGAGCAAUCCGGAAACGCUGCAUUCGAAGAGGGUGCCAGUGAAGACUCAUUAUUUGAAGUGCUCUCUGGUCGAAAGCCGUUGCCACCCAAGACUGCGCCGUCUUACACGGAGUUGGUAGAUAUGGACGUCGAGACUGAGGAUACAGCGGAGGAGGGUGCGCUGGACGACACGUUCCGAGAGAAGCGGAAACCUUUAGCAGAGGAGCUAGACCCUCUAGACGACAGCGAGAUCUUUUGACAAGACGAGUGGCCUAAGCAUGUCACCUCGUCAAUCCUGUUCUUGCAUCACGUUGGCAGCCUAACACGAACCCUUGUGUAGAACCAUGUCGUGUAAAACC
Molecule: messenger RNA, 699 nt
Organism: Pseudocercospora fijiensis CIRAD86
Lineage: Eukaryota; Fungi; Ascomycota; Dothideomycetes; Mycosphaerellales; Mycosphaerellaceae
Exons: 2
Coding region: 285-599 (104 amino acids)
Source: RefSeq, a predicted model, not a curated record